This is a messenger RNA of Anguilla rostrata (American eel), 4852 nucleotides long. RefSeq names its product glutamate receptor ionotropic, kainate 1. Gene Ontology annotation, cellular component: postsynaptic density membrane; plasma membrane; presynaptic membrane. NCBI's taxonomy places the organism in Eukaryota, Metazoa, Chordata, Actinopteri, Anguilliformes, Anguillidae. The coding region runs from base 1181 to 3745 and encodes 854 amino acids. The transcript has 15 exons. Gene Ontology annotation, biological process: modulation of chemical synaptic transmission; synaptic transmission, glutamatergic; monoatomic ion transport. Gene Ontology annotation, molecular function: kainate selective glutamate receptor activity; transmitter-gated monoatomic ion channel activity involved in regulation of postsynaptic membrane potential. The record is from RefSeq and is a predicted model, not a curated record.
UUGCACAACAUAUUGUCGAAUUAAUCCUUGUUCUGCCGCCGAAUGCCAUUGACAGAGAUGCAUUAUGGGGUUUAAUUACAAAACAAAUCAUGUUUCAAAGGGAUCUCUCGGAAUCAGUCUGCGCCGCGAAUCUGUGGAUUCAAAAUUGAGCGGGGGAUAUUUUCAUAAAGCAGCAUGCAAUAUAUAAUACUCGAGUACUGCGGUAGUUACUGCUCCACAUUAAAAUGCCUGGUAAACUAAACUGGUCAAUUAUUGUGCUUAUGUCAGUAUUUGGUUCCACUCGGCGACAUUCUGCGGGGAAGCAUUAUCGUGCUACAAUUAGUAAACAGCCAAAUGAUUUUGAACAUGCACUUCAUUCUGCCGCUCCUAAGAACUGUUCACUUGAUGGCGAAAGCUCUUUUACAAUCUACUACUGGCCCCCACUCGUAAGGAUUAGCGGACGAGAUGAUUGUUUUUCAUGCGCUUUUCUUAAGUUAGUGUCCCGCUAAUGAGAAUAAUAUUCGCAAAAGCAGAAAAGCACUGAAAUGGAAAGGCGAGUUGAAACAAAGCGUCUCUUUGCAAGCGAGUUAAACUGCGGGGGUAACUAACCCUCUGUAUCAGAUCCAGGAAGAUGAACUGUGUGAGAGAGAAGUACUUAAUCUUCCGGGAGCGUCAGAGACUAUUUUGAAGAUUAGAUCUGCGUUUCCAUCAGGACGCGAGCAAAGAUUUAAUCAUUCCUCAAUGUACUAAAGCAAAGAAGUUGUCGAGGGCGAAUGUUGCCAGAUUUGAAGUUAAUCUUCACGUCGCAUCCCUGCUUGGGGAUCAGCGGCUCUGCUGCCCUCAUUUGAGAGCGCGCACGGAGAGGGACGUUCGCUGUCCGCUCUUCACCACUUUGUGUCUCGGUUCUUAGUAUGCACUGAGUCGAAAUGAGUGAGGGACGCGUUACUUGGACAAUUUGAAGAGGGAAGCGUUGUCCCGUUAGCACGGAUGGGGUAAAGAACUGGGAGACGGAGCUCGUUCUGAGCUUACCACCAACAAUUACGGGAGGAUUUUUUUUUUCUCACCAGAAUGCGAGAGAGGAAGAUGUGGGUCGGCUGCCAAUUUCCUUGCGGUACGGAUACAAACAAGAACGUGAAAAUUAGCAGCCUGAAAUAGAGGAAAAAUAGAGCUCAAUGUUAAAUUUGACUCUAGAACGUGUACCAUGGAGAAAAGGAAGGGACUGUUCAUUUCACUGUUUUACUUUAUGGCCAAGAUUUGGUUGAGUUCGCAGCAAGUCCUUAGAAUCGGGGGCAUUUUUGAGACCCUUGAGAAUGAGCCUAUAAGUCUAGAAGAACUAGCCUUCAAAUUUGCUGUAACCAAUAUAAACCGAAAUCGAACCCUGAUGCCAAACACCACAUUGACCUAUGAUAUCCAGAGGAUAAACCUGUUUGAUAGUUUCGAGGCCUCCCGGAGAGCCUGCGACCAGCUGGCGUUGGGCGUGGCGGCGGUCUUUGGCCCCUCCCACAGCUCCUCGGUCAGCGCGGUGCAGUCCAUCUGCAACGCCCUGGAGGUGCCGCACAUCCAGACGCGCUGGAAGCACCCCUCCGUGGACAACAAGGACACCUUCUACGUCAACCUGUACCCCGAGUACGCCUCCAUCAGCCGGGCCAUCCUGGACAUCGUGCAGUUCUACAAGUGGAAGGCCGUCACCGUGGUCUACGAGGACAGCACGGGUCUGAUUCGUCUGCAGGAGCUGAUCAAGGCGCCGUCCAGGUACAACAUUAAAAUCAAAAUCCGUCAGCUCCCGACCGGGAACAAGGACGCCCGGCCUCUCCUGAAGGAGAUGAAGAAGGGGAAGGAGUUCUACGUGAUCUUCGACUGCUCUUACCAGACCGCUGCGGUCAUUCUCAAACAGAUAUUGUCCAUGGGGAUGAUGACAGAAUACUACCAUUUUUUCUUCACUACUCUAGACCUGUUUGCGUUGGAUCUGGAGCCUUACAGAUACAGCGGCGUGAACAUGACCGGGUUCCGCCUCCUCAACAUUGACAAUGCACAAGUGGCCUCCGUGGUGGAGAAGUGGUCGAUGGAGCGUCUGCAGGCCCCGCCCAAACCCGAGAGCGGACUUCUGGACGACAUGAUGACGACCGAGGCGGCGCUGAUGUAUGACGCCGUGUACAUGGUCGCCGUGGCGUCGCAGCGGGCCAAUCAGAUGACCGUGAGCUCCCUGCAGUGCCACAGGCACAAGCCCUGGCGCUUCGGCCCGCGCUUCAUGAACAUGUUCAAAGAGGCUCAGUGGAACGGCCUGACGGGACUUAUAGUCAUAAACAAGACGGACGGCCUGCGGAAGGAGUUUGACUUGGACGUCAUCAGUCUCAAGGAGGACGGCAUGGAAAAGAUUGGAGUCUGGAACUCCAACGGUGGCCUUAACUUGACUGACAGCAACAAGGAAAAGUCCACAAACGUCACGGAUUCCAUGGCGAACAGAACUCUGGUGGUCACCACUAUUCUGGAAAACCCAUAUGUAAUGUACAAGAAGUCAGACAAACCCUUGUAUGGCAACGACCGGUUCGAGGGGUACUGCCUGGACCUGCUGAAAGAGCUGUCGAACAUCCUUGGCUUCGCGUACGAGGUGAAGCUGGUGACGGACGGGAAGUACGGGGCGCAGAACGACAAGGGGGAGUGGAACGGCAUGGUCCGAGAGCUUAUAGACCACGUAGCUGAUCUAGCGGUGGCUCCGCUGACCAUCACUUACGUGCGGGAGAAGGUGAUCGAUUUCUCCAAGCCGUUCAUGACCCUGGGGAUCAGCAUCCUGUACCACAAGCCCAACGGCACCAACCCGGGGGUGUUCUCCUUCCUCAACCCGCUGUCCCCCGACAUCUGGAUGUACGUGCUGCUGGCGUGCCUGGGGGUCAGCUGCGUGCUGUUCGUCAUCGCCAGGUUCACACCCUACGAGUGGUACAAUCCACACCCCUGCAACCCGGACUCCGACGUGGUUGAGAACAACUUCACUCUGCUCAACAGCUUCUGGUUUGGAGUGGGAGCCCUCAUGCAGCAAGGAUCAGAGCUGAUGCCCAAAGCUCUGUCCACCAGGAUCGUCGGGGGGAUCUGGUGGUUCUUCACGCUGAUAAUAAUAUCGUCCUACACCGCCAACCUGGCUGCCUUCCUGACGGUGGAGAGGAUGGACUCGCCGAUCGACUCCGCGGACGACCUGGCGAAGCAGACGAAAAUCGAGUACGGAGCCGUGAGGGACGGAUCCACCAUGACGUUUUUCAAAAAAUCCAAAAUAUCCACAUAUGAAAAAAUGUGGGCAUUCAUGAGCAGCAGGAAAAACACGGCCCUGGUCAAAAACAACCGUGAGGGAAUCCAGAGAGUCCUGACCACAGACUAUGCCCUUCUGAUGGAGUCCACCAGCAUUGAGUACAUCAGCCAGAGGAACUGCAACCUCACUCAGAUUGGAGGCCUGAUCGACUCCAAGGGCUAUGGGGUGGGAACUCCUAUAGGUUCACCGUACAGAGAUAAAAUCACCAUAGCGAUUCUCCAGCUGCAGGAAGAAGGGAAGCUCCACAUGAUGAAGGAGAAGUGGUGGAGAGGGAACGGUUGCCCCGAGGAAGACAACAAAGAGGCCAGCGCCCUGGGCGUGGAGAACAUCGGGGGCAUUUUCAUAGUGUUAGCGGCCGGGCUCGUCCUCUCUGUGUUUGUAGCCAUCGGGGAGUUUAUAUAUAAGACCAGGAAAAACGCGGACAUCGAGCAGGUGAGUGUGGGUCAGUGCUCCUGGCACAAGUACUGACACCGGGUCUCGCUGCGACUUCGCACAACCUCAAAUCAUGUGAACAAAUCCGACUUUGUGUCGCGCGUCAACGAUUAUACGCUUGCAAAUAUAUUUAGGGGCUGUAUGAGGCCAGCAAACGGGUUUUAAGUUCUAAUUUGAAUGUGAGGAACUGCAUGGCUAUGACAAAGCAAGUAAUACAUCUGUAGGAAUUUAGUGUAGUCAUAUAGUACAGUAGUUAGGACUAAUUUUUGAACAUACUAUCCUUUGUGCUAUAGGACUACUAUCCCUAUUAAUGUUACAGUAGUUAUGACUUAACUUGUAUUGAACAUUUUACUUUUAGCGACACGGCGCUAUCCCUGUUGGUCCUGUUAGCGGGAAGAGACUGUUGCUGUGUAUUCAGCAGAUAUUGCUUGACUGUUUUGGCCUUGCUGUUGUUCACAUUUGUUGUGUACAGAUGUUUAUAGUGUACAUUGGUCCAUGUCAUAGCACCAUGGGCAUAUGGUGUAACACACCUACAUAGGGUGUGCAGGAAUACUUCAUUAUCAAUAAAAUUUAUAUUUAAAUUAACUUUUCUGAAUUAUAACCAGCAGAGAUCCAGGUAUUGUAAUCACAGUACCUUUUCUCCAAAUAGUAUGCACAUGGACUUCUUAAUUUAGAUGGAAAUAUAUCCGAAAGGAUUCCAUACACACCCUAAAAAUUUUACUCAUCUGAUUUAUUUUGCUUGGUUUUUUUGUUUUGUUUUGUUUUGUUUUUUUCAGCUAAGAUGUGAAUUUAUUACACAGUAAUAUCAUAUUCCUCCUGGGUGAAAGUGUACUGAGAAUGGAAAGCGAGUUUUCAGGACUUUUAUUAUGGAGUCACUUUGCUCGUGUAUACGCUUCUCUGCUUUUGUAUAACUCUCAUCGCUGAUGUUUAUGAAAAUGCAUGUAUCUUAUCAAGUGUUUUUAUUGUGUUGGAAUGGCUGUUUUGGAAUGGCUUUUAAGUUACGUGGCAACUUUGUGCAUGUUUUUACUUUUUUUAUUUAUCUUUUUUAAAAUCUUACUUUGUCUCUUCUAAUUUUGUUAUGACUGCAUUUUGUUUCUGUUGUUUGUUCUGCAUGCAAGGCCUUUUUUCAAAUCCAAGCAAAUG